AUGAGGUCGAUGCGCGCCUCUCCCGCCGGACUCCUGCUGCUCGCCCUUGCCCUCAUCUGUGGUCAGUCCGCCUUCUCUCAUUUCUGCUCAUCAGACUGCUGCUCUCUCAUCGUUGCCUUCUCUCAUCGCCGGUCAGCCCGCUUCUCUCUCAUUGCCUUCUCUCUCAUUGCCUUCUCUCUCAUUGUCUUCUCUCUCAUUGCCUGCUCUCUCAUUGGCUUCUCUCUCAUUGUCUUCUCUCUCAUUGUCUUCUCUCUCAUUGCCUUCUCUCUCAUUGACUUCUCUCUCAUUGCCUUCUCUCUUAUGUCUGCAAUGUCACCCAUCUGCAAUCCCUUCCUCCUCUCAAAACCUUUUAUAGCGAGCAGUAAGUUUACCACAACCGUGGCUGUGGGCAAGGCUCGGCUUAGCUUCGGCAGCCAGCGCUGCGUGGCCGUGCCGAAAAAGGCGAGAGGGAAGAGCGCACAGGUGUGGUGGAACGGGUCGAGCAGCAAGGCGAAAGGCUUUGCUUGCUCGCAGAUCAAGUUCUUUGGGACGGGUGGCUGCCACGGCAGGGAGGUGGAUAGCAUGGUCAACCCGGGCUCUGCUACUGCCAAGUUCCCAAGCAACAAGAAGACGCUCAGCAAGUGGGCAUCAGUGGCCUCUGUUCUCUGCACCGAUGCUGCCUGUGACGCGCUGGGCUGUCAACCCGGUGGCAAAUGCGUGGUUGAUGAGAAUGGCGAGCGCUUCUGCCAGUGGGACUCGCCCUGUGGCGCCUGCUCCACUGGAGCAACCUGCAAGACCGUGCCUGCGAGUGACAACAGUGGGGUGCAGGUGCCUUACUGCGCGUGCCCUCAAGGCUAUGGGAUAACCGCGACCAAGUGUGUUAAGGGCGGAGCUUCCAACGUCGGUCCUUACAGCUACACAGUCAUCGCAAAUCGAACAGCCAAUGACAACUCUUCUCGACCCCUCACAUUCCGCUUUAACCUGAAUAGCUGCACCCGGAUGCCGGAAGCACUGGCUAGGGGACAUGCCAUAUACGUUUCCAUUCCGCUCAAUCUGGUGCACUCAUCGGUAGGAUAA
Molecule: messenger RNA, 1056 nt
Organism: Closterium sp. NIES-65
Lineage: Eukaryota; Viridiplantae; Streptophyta; Zygnematophyceae; Desmidiales; Closteriaceae
Source: the annotation of a GenBank genome assembly